This is a messenger RNA of Blastomyces gilchristii SLH14081, 1725 nucleotides long. Its product is annotated as homeobox transcription factor. The record is from RefSeq and is a predicted model, not a curated record. Gene Ontology annotation, biological process: cell differentiation; regulation of transcription by RNA polymerase II. The coding region runs from base 1 to 1725 and encodes 574 amino acids. Lineage: Eukaryota; Fungi; Ascomycota; Eurotiomycetes; Onygenales; Ajellomycetaceae. The transcript is spliced from 3 exons. Gene Ontology annotation, molecular function: RNA polymerase II cis-regulatory region sequence-specific DNA binding; DNA-binding transcription factor activity, RNA polymerase II-specific.
AUGAGCGAUCCCGCGCAGCCAUCACCGGCUGGCGUAAAUCCUUCUACCGUGCCGCCGGCGGGAGACUCCACGAAUAACAAUUACGCAUUCCUCGUCCAUUCCCAGAAGUCUUUAACACAAAAUCUACCUCCCAAAGUAGAUAACAAGGCCCUGGCGCGGCAGAAGCGUCGAAGGACAAGUCCUGAUGACCAAAAGAUUCUCGAAGCGGAAUAUCAACGGAAUCCAAAACCAGACAGGGCAACGAGGGCUGAGAUCGUCAACAGCGUUUCACUGGGCGAGAAAGAGGUUCAGAUCUGGUUCCAAAAUCGACGGCAAAAUGACCGACGGAGAUCCAAACCACUCAAUCAAGAAGAUCUCAGAGCGCCCAAAUCCUCCGGUUCAGAUCAGGACGCGUCCAAUGGCGACAAUCCCACGAACCCUAAGAGCCAGUCCUCUCAGUUGCCCAAGGCUGGUCAGGGAACUGGUGGUCAAAUCAGCACUGACGCGAGACGCGAGUACAUAUGUAUAUCGCCAGGUAGCUCAUAUAGGUCGCCAAUGGCGGAUUUGUAUGGGGCAGCCUUUAGUUCUCAAACGAUCAAUUCACAGACAACCGUUUUAUCUCAGCACGAAGAAACACAUGUCGAGGUUGGCAAACAGAAAGGGUCAACAGGUGGGAGCAAAGAAGGCAGUGCAACACUGAUAAACGAAAAACUCCACAUCGAGUCGAUCAGCAGGAAACGGUCCAGGUCUGAGCCUGAGGCUCCAAACACAAACAAAUACAGCCCGCCGACUUCAAGCACAUUUAUACCCCCUCCCCUGCGCAUAUCAUUGUCUUUCGACGGGGAGGCAGUGGUUCGCAAGGAAGGGGAAAACACCCCGUCGCCACAAAAACCAUUGGACUCCAUUCGAAUUUCCAUGUCUGCGGAUGGUGAGGCUCUAAUUAGAGCUGCGAAUGAAGAAUCCCCUAUAAAGAACCGCACGUUUCUAUUCCACAAUACCCGACCUGCUUUUGGAGGACUGCGAAGGAGCAUCAGCGCUUUUCCCCUCGGCGCGCUGAAGGGGAUAAAGGAACAACAAGAUCCUAAGCCAUUUGGUAGAUCUCGUGACUCCCGUAACUGGGAACUUUAUUGUGAUACCGAUGCUCGAACUGCGUUGCAGGGGUCAAAAAGCAGUCUUUUGUCAUCCACGUCUCGAAGUGUGAAACUAAGUCGCCGAAAAUCCGACUUAGGUCAUGGGCGCAAGGCCUUGAUGCCACGAACCAAUCUCCCCAACACCUUGCCGCUCACCGAAGAACCUGAAGGGAAGCGUAAAAAGCUGUCACGGGCAAUGUCUUCUUUAGCUCGUUUAGAAACUGGUCACAAAGUAUCGACAUCCAAGAUGGGAGUGGGAGAGGGAGCCAUGGAUUACCAUACAGGCGACUCAGAUAAAGAAAAUUGGAUUCCGGGCACUCAAAUGUCCGCAGCAAGGCGGGCGCCUUCUAACAAACAAAAGGCCCGCCGUGGAGUACUCCAGAAACCCAACCAAAUCCAGAAUACUAGCAAUCGACAAGUAACGGGCUCUAACAAGACGCAGCGGGGCUAUCAAGGCCGACUUCUUAAUCCCAACCCCAAUACUACUUCAGAGGAUGCAGAUGAUGGAACUGAAAAAUCUUAUGGGGAGCUGGGCGAAAUAUCCCGGCUCAGUCAGGAUGAAGAUCUGGAUUGCAUCCAGGGUUUGCUGUCUUUGAGCCAGGGUGCUUGGAAAUAG